This is a messenger RNA of Psammomys obesus (fat sand rat), 1842 nucleotides long. RefSeq names its product perforin 1 (gene Prf1). Bases 80 to 1744 code for a protein of 554 amino acids. Gene Ontology annotation, molecular function: calcium ion binding; pore-forming activity. The record is from RefSeq and is a predicted model, not a curated record. NCBI's taxonomy places the organism in Eukaryota, Metazoa, Chordata, Mammalia, Rodentia, Muridae. Gene Ontology annotation, biological process: leukocyte mediated cytotoxicity. The transcript has 3 exons.
GCAGGUGUCCCCUGAACCCUGUCAGGUCUCUGUGGGACUUCAGCUUUCAGGGGCUCACUGCUACUGUGCCCGAAGCUCCAUGGCCACGCGCCUGUUCCUCCUGGCCAUUUUCCUGCUGCUGCCACAACCUGUCCCUGCUCCCUGCUACACUGCCACUCGGUCAGAAUGCAAGAAAAAGCACAAGUUCGUGCCAGGUGCAUGGCUGGCUGGGGAAGGUGUGGAUGUGACCACCCUCCGCCGCUCCGGCUCCUUCCCAGUGAACACACAGAGGUUCCUGAGGCCUGACCGCACCUGCACCCUCUGUAAAAAUGCCCUGAUGCAAGAUGCUAUACAGCGCCUACCCCUGACAAUCGCCCACUGGCGGCCUCACGGCUCAGGCUGCAGUCGUAAAGUGACCACAGCCAAGGCCACCUCCACAGAAGGUGUGGCCCGGGAGGCAGCUUCUAACAUCAAUAAUGACUGGCGUGUGGGGCUGGAGGUGAACCCCAAGCCUUCAAUAAACAUGCAAGUGUCCAUGGCUGGCUCCCAUUCCAACGCAGCCAACUUUGCAGCCGAGAAGGCCCAUAAGGACCAGUACAACUUCAAUACUGACACAGUAGAGUGUCACCUGUACAGCUUUCGCCUGAUACAAAGACCCCCGCUGCACCCUGAUUUCAGAAGGGCACUCAGGGACCUUCCCCCCAACUUUAACACCUCCACACAGCAUGCUUACCACAGGCUCAUCUCCUCCUAUGGCACCCACUUUAUUACGGCGUUGGACCUAGGGGGCCGCAUCUCAGUUGUCACGGCCCUGCGUACCUGUGAGCUGAGCCUGAAUGGGUUCACAGCUAAUGAGGUAGCGGACUGCCUGAACGUGGAGGCCCAGGUCAGCAUCGGCGCCCACCUCAGUGCCUCAAAUGAACUCAAAGCUUGCGAGGAGAAGAAGAAGCAGCACAAAAUGACCACCUCUUUCCACCAGGCCUAUCGUGAGCGUCACGUUGAGGUGGUUGGUGGCCCCCUUGACUCAACACAUGACCUGCUGUUUGGGAACCAAGCUACACCUGAGCAGUUCUCAACGUGGAUAGGCUCACUGUCCGGCAGGCCUGGUCUAGUGGACUACAGCCUGGAGCCCCUGCACAUGCUGCUGGAAGAACUGGACCUGAAGCGCGAGGCACUGAGACGGGCUAUCAGCCAUUAUGUGAUGAGCAGGGCUCGCUGGCGAGACUGUAACCGGCCCUGCAGGCCAGGCCAGCAUAAGAGUGCUCGUGACUCGUGCCAAUGCGUAUGCCACGAUUCGAAGGUCAUCAACCAGGACUGCUGUCCACGCCAGAGGGGCUUGGCCCGUCUGGUGGUGACCAAUUUCAAGGCAAAGGGUCUGUGGGGAGACUACUUCACAGCCACUGAUGCUUAUCUGAAGGUCUUCUUUGGUGGCCAAGAGCUUAGGACCAAUACAAUAUGGAAUAAUAACAACCCCAAGUGGGCCGACAGGCUGGACUUUGGGGAUGUGCUCCUGGCCGCAGGGGGACCCCUGAGGGUACAAGUCUGGGAUGCCGAUCACGGUUGGGAUGAUGACCUUCUUGGUUCUUGUGACAAGUCUCCCAACUCUGGUUUCCAUCAGGUGCAUUGUGGCCUGAACCACGGCAGUAUAGAAUUCCUCUACCAUGCCAAGUGUUUGCCCCAUCUCACGGGAACGACCUGCCUGCAGUAUGCCCCCCAGGGGCUUCUAGGAGACCCUCCAGGAAACCGAAGUGGGGCUGUAUGGUAAAACUAACACGCCUGAAAGCUGGGCAGUGGUGGCGUGUGCCUUUAAUUCCAGCACUUGAGAGGUGGAGACAGGCAAAUAGCAUGCCUAACCUUAACAAC